This is a messenger RNA of Drosophila innubila, 3507 nucleotides long. RefSeq names its product deformed epidermal autoregulatory factor 1 (gene Deaf1). The transcript is spliced from 4 exons. The record is from RefSeq and is a predicted model, not a curated record. Gene Ontology annotation, biological process: regulation of transcription by RNA polymerase II. Bases 352 to 2082 code for a protein of 576 amino acids. Gene Ontology annotation, cellular component: nucleus. Gene Ontology annotation, molecular function: DNA-binding transcription factor activity, RNA polymerase II-specific; DNA binding. Lineage: Eukaryota; Metazoa; Arthropoda; Insecta; Diptera; Drosophilidae.
CUUGAUCUGAACGAUUCGAAACAACUCUAUUUUUAAGAAAUGUAAAAAAUGUAAAUUGCAACAAUAAAUUAACUGUAAAUAUCCAAAGGCAACGUGCACAAUACAAUUUCAAUGUGAAUGGUGUGCGCGCAAACAAAUUGCAAACGCAACAGCAGCCGCAACAAUAAUAACAUCAACAAAACGAGCGACGACAACAGACAAACAGACGUCGUAGUCGUAGACCAAUUGCAAUUGCAACAAUUCGAUGAACAACUUCACAUUCAUAUCCAACAAACAUCAAAAGAGGGAAACCAAUAGAAUCCUGCGAAGAGGAAGAAGCAAAUUAAUUAUAUCGUGUUGUUGUGGUGCAGAAUGGAACAGGAUUCCACAACUGAGCUGCAUCUGAGCAGAAUACGUGAAGUGAAAGAUUUGGCCGCAUUAACCGAAGACGUGCGCGAUGUUGUGAAAGAAGAGGUCAUAUUAGAGAAUCACCAUCAUCAUCAUCAGUUGGAUACGAAAGUUCGCAUGGUCACAUCCUCCUCAAACGAUAAUAGCGGCAGCGGAGGCGGCGUCGGCGGCGGCAGCAGUCAACAAAGCGGUGGUGGCGGUGUUGUAUCAGUGCCCGUAUCCCUGCCAAUUGGUUCAAUGAUAACUGGCACGGCCUUUAAUGUGAUUACCCCCGAUCAGUUGCCGCACUUUAAACCGAUGCUGUGCGUCGACAACAAUGGUUACCUGUCCAGCAGUACGGUCAGCAUGGGCGGUGACCUCAAAACGAUUGUCAUACAGCAGCAACAACAGCAACAACAACAGCAGACACAGACAAGCGGCAAUAACAGCGCUGGGAAUACAAAUACCACCGCCACAAAUACCAUUGGACUGAAUCACGAUGGCUCUGGUAGCAAUAAUAGCCAUGAUAGCAUGGGAACGCUCGAGCAUGCUGCUGGCGGCGGCAAUGGUGGCGGUGCUGGCAACACAAGUGGCUCCACCGGCUGGGCGGAAACCACAUCCAGCACACAGCAUAUGGAGGUCUUCCAGAUACGCUGUAAAACCACCUGCGCCGAAUUGUAUCGCAGCAAACUUGGUUCCGGCGGCCGAGGACGCUGUGUUAAAUAUAAAGAUAAAUGGCAUACACCCAGCGAAUUUGAGCAUGUCUGCGGUCGUGGUUCCAGCAAGGAUUGGAAGCGCUCCAUCAAAUAUGGCGGCAAAUCUCUGCAAUCCCUCAUCGAUGAGGGCACGCUUACGCCGCACGCAACCAACUGCAGUUGCACAGUCUGCUGUGACGACGAAGCAGGUGAGUCAGCAUCCGGUCCUGUGCGUCUUUUUACGCCCUAUAAGAGACGGAAGCGAAAUCAAACCGAUCUCGAUGUAGAGCCUGGGCCCAAACGUAAACGCAAUACGCAUAGCAACAAUAAUAAUAAUAACAAUAAUAGCAACACCAACAACAACAAUACAAGCGGCAGCAGCAUUAACAAUAACAACGUGGACCCAACGCAACAAGCAGCCGCUAGUGUUGUCGAUGAGAGCAAUAUGUUCUUAGCGGAAGAUAAUAUAACGUCCAAGGACGAACCAUGGGCGGCGCUCAAUGACAGUUUAGACACCUCCACCGAGCUGGUUGACCAGACGCAAAUGGGCAAUCCGUAUGAGCGUGAAACGUUUGUGGUUAACAUUAACGAUACGGGCUCCAUUGCCGUCCUGGAUAGCAGUCAAUCGAUGAAGAACAUCGAGCAUGUCUACUGCACCAUGGUGAAGGCAACCGGCGAUUUUAAACGCCUGCUCAACGAUAUGAAACAGAAUUAUGAGCGACGCAUCGAGGUACUGCAAAAGGAACGUGAUGCGGCGGUCAGUGCGAUGCGUGUCCAGGUCCACACAGACAUGGAUGAUCCCAACAUAUCGGGCUCAUUGCAUGGCAACGAGAUCAUAUCGGCAAAGAAAUGCGCCAACUGUAAUCGGGAAGCGUUGGCCGAGUGUUCGCUGUGUCGAAAGACGCCGUAUUGCUCGGAGUUUUGCCAGCGAAAGGAUUGGAAUGCUCAUCAGGUGGAAUGCGCAAGGAAUCCACAAACGACAACGCAACAGGUCAUGUUAUUGAUCGAUGAUCAGUCCUAAGCAACGUAACGAAUUGUACAUACAAAUUUUACUACUAAUUAAUAUAUGAUUAUGCAAGGCCCCUACGUCCCAAUGUCUCCCCAUCCCGACCCGCACUCCCAAAACGAUAGCACCUAUCAGAUUAGUCUGCUCCUGCCCAGUUUUUCCCCUCAUCCUUAGCAGGCCUUCCCAAUUAGACUUAUGUCCUAUAAUAAUGUAAUUCUUAAACGUACAUAUUAACUAUAUAAAUAUAUGUAUAUAUAUUUAUAUAUACAUUUUACUAUCGAACGUAGACAAAAAGCAACAAAAAAGUAAUCAGAAAAUAAUUCUAGCAAGCGUAUAAAUCAAAGCAAGUGUCCAUGUGAAGGACGACUUGGCAUAGCGUAAAUGGAAAAGUUUUAGCUACGAUUUGAUAGAAUACAACCAGAAAAAAAUCCGAUACAAAAAACGAAGAAACAACAAAAAAAAAAACAAAUAACAAAACAACUUAACUUGUAAUUCAAUUUAAAUUAAAUUUAUAAAUAGUUGCAAAGCGCAUAGUAUAAACACAACCGGUAGAACUCCUCCUCCGCCCCCGUCCCUUCAUCCUGGACCCCCCGAAAAUGUCCCUUUCUCCAUAUUUUCCUUUCUGCUUGACAACUUUUUGCAUAAACAAAAACAAAAGAAAACAAAGUAAAACAACAAAAAGGAAAAAACCAAAAGCGAGGGAUAAGCAGUUAAGCAGAUUAAGCCGAAAUACAAUACAUAUUCGUCUAUGUAUACAUUUUUCAUUAGACACUAAGCACAUAGUUAAACUUUUAACAUUUUACGAUUAUAAUUUCUAUGGAUCUACUGCCCGUCGUUACAAGCAUCCAAUAAAGAUUUCAAAAUAAAAUAAAAAAAAAACGAUGUGAACACAGAGAGACAAGCAAACAAACACACACACACACGCAUACAGACGUACAUUUUUAAUUAUAAAUAAUUUACAUAAAUUGUGUGUGUACAUUUUGAGUGUCGUUUUCCGAUUUCCUUUGUAAAGUUCUUUGACGUCCCCUCCUCCGUAAGCAGCUGUAACAAUUUCUAGUAGUCUGUAGUCCAUAUGCAAGUACAUUCAUAUAUACUUAUGUAUGUAGUAUAUAUAUAUAUACAUAUAUAUAUAUAUUUAAACUAGCUAUAUAUUCCGGUUCACACAGAUACAACAAGAGACACACACAGAAACAGACCCACAGAUAAAAAGCAGAUUAUACAGAUCAUGAUGAUUCGUAUCCAUUAUCGAUUCGAAUUUGAAAUCUUUGUUCUCAGAUGUCUGUAACGUUAUCGGAAGAACAACACAGCACACCCAAACACACACAUAUACACCUAAACACACACACACAAGCAGAGAAAGAGUGCUGAAGUAUCAAUGCGAGAUGAUUGAAAAGAUUUAAGAAAAAAUGAUGAAGAAAAAUAUAUACAUACAUUUAAAUG